Rattus rattus (black rat) is the source of this 1719-nucleotide messenger RNA. Its product is annotated as anthrax toxin receptor-like. NCBI's taxonomy places the organism in Eukaryota, Metazoa, Chordata, Mammalia, Rodentia, Muridae. The transcript has 17 exons. The record is from RefSeq and is a predicted model, not a curated record. Gene Ontology annotation, cellular component: membrane. Gene Ontology annotation, molecular function: signaling receptor activity.
AUGCCGAGCUGCCAUCCCCGGGUCCCUCACUCUGUGAUUUUUUUCGUGCUGAUAUUACUUCCAUCUCUGCUUAGCACAGAGAACUUCCUGUACCAGCAUGUUGACUGGAAAAACAACCAUGAACUUGGCUUGGACCCCAGAACUGUCUACCGCGAAGACCAGAACCCAAGGCUUAUGUGGCCCCGAAAGAACUCGAAAUUUGAACCAUGCCAGGUCACCCCUGACAUCUACUUCGUUAUGGAUAAGUCUCGUCGCAUGCUGCACGGCUGGCAACAUGUUCCCAAGUUUGUGCUGGAUAUGGUGACAAGGUUAUCAAACCAGAAUCUGCGGGUAUCCAUGAUCUCCUACUCCUGUAAGGGCAACAUCCUCCUGCCCAUCACUGGGGACAGACAGGAAAUGCUCAAGGGUAUCGAAAGAAUGAAGAAUACCAUAACCACAGGACACGAGCAAGUUUACCAAGGGUUGUGGAAGGCAAUUAAACAGAUGAUAAAGGCCAACAGAAGAGGCGACGGGAGGCCCAGCAUGAUCAUCUUCUUGCUCAACGGCCCUCUAAGCAAUCAGGCCUAUGGGUAUUCACUGGAUGAGGCUAAUGAUGCUCGGAAAAUGGGAGCAACCAUUUACGGCGUGGGUACAGGCCAGUCUGAGAGAAAUCAGAUAAUAGGACUUUCGGGUGGCCCACAAUAUGCAUUUACAAAUAAGAGACCUGAAGAUCUGAAUGACCUCAUUAAUCCAUUAGCAUCCAAGAUCUGUCCAUCCCUUAAAACUGCAGUUACCCGCAUUAUAUGUAUAAAAGAAUCAAACCCAGUGGUACUUGAAGGAUACGGCUUUGACUUCGCCAGGCGUAAAGAAGAUGUUAUCUGCAGGUUCUACUUAGGAGGUUCUACACAUCUCAAAGAUGUCAACCCCAUCAAUAUAACCAAGACGACUGUUACUUGUCCUGGACCAAUUGUAGAUUCUGAAGGAAACGCGAUCAAUAUUCUACUCAGCCUGGACAACGGAAAAAACUUCCUGAAUAACGGUUUAUACGUUGCCAGUAGGAUAUGUAGCAAAACUCCACUAACUACAGUUAAAACCACCGGAAAAACUACAACCAUAACUACAACAAGGAGGACUACCACCACAACUCCAUCUACUACAACUACUACACCCACCACCAUCACAGAGAAACCGAAGCCAAGCGUCGAUAAAUUCAUUUUUGUCCCUAUACUUCUGGGCCUGCUGCUGUCGAUGUUGCUGAUUGGUUGUUGCUGGCAGCUGUGCUGUGUUCCGUGACCUGUAAAGGAGCUGCCCCCACCUCAGCCCCGACCACAGCUCAGAGAGAAGGAACAACCUCCUCGGGUGACUCCCCCAGCACCCACAGUACCUGUAAACUCAACCUCCAUUGUGAUCAUCUGCUGUUGCACCUGCCGUGGCCUCUAUGUGAGCAGAGAUGUGGAGGGCAAUGUGACUGUGUGCAACUUCAAUCCCCUAUGCUAUCCCCAGUUGUCAUUGAUAUGGCCUCAGUAUGGUAACCAGGGGUGGUUUACCAACGUGGCACUCGCGAAGGAACCCUGCGUUCCCAAGGUCAGCCUGCCACCCAGCCCAGAGUCUCUGCGUCUAGCUUCCUGCUCUCAGUGCCACCGUCUCCCAGAUAGGCGUCCCAGGCGUCCCUUGGGGUUGUGGCGGCUUGCUCUUCAUUCCUGGGUUCCCAGAGUGCCUCGGUCACUCUCACCUACCUAG